Apis florea (little honeybee) is the source of this 820-nucleotide messenger RNA. It is a transcript of the gene mRpL22, whose product is annotated as mitochondrial ribosomal protein L22. NCBI's taxonomy places the organism in Eukaryota, Metazoa, Arthropoda, Insecta, Hymenoptera, Apidae. Gene Ontology annotation, biological process: translation. The record is from RefSeq and is a predicted model, not a curated record. Gene Ontology annotation, cellular component: ribosome; mitochondrial large ribosomal subunit. Gene Ontology annotation, molecular function: structural constituent of ribosome.
CUUUAUACUAACGCAAUGACGGAGCAAAAUAAUAAAUAGAUUUAAUCACACACUAAUUCUCCGCCAUAGCAAUUUAAUAAGUUGCGUCAUGAACACGAUACAAAGUAGAGCAUUCGACUACGUGUAAGUGACGAUAGAAAAUGCAGAAUAUAAAACAGUGUGUACGAUUUAUAUCAGAUAGAUUAUUUAAAACAACUAAUUCGAAUUAUUUAUCUAGUAUACAAAGAUCAUAUUAUUAUUUUAAAUCCGAUGACGAUGAUGACACAACAAGUUUCCUUAAAUAUAAUAAUGUUGUUUUUCCUCCACAAAAACCAAAUGAAGAAAGAAGACCAGGUUAUGUUUGUCAUGUAAGAAAAAACAUAAAAUAUAGUCCAUUGAAAAUGUGGUAUAUUGCUUCUUUUGUAAGAGGUAUGUCUGUAGAUGAAGCUGUUAAACAAUUGAGUUUUUUAAAGAAAAAAGGUGCAGCUAUAGCCAAAGAAGUGAUCUUAGAGGCACAAAAUAUAGCUGUGGAAGAACAUGAUAUUGAAUUCAAAAGUAAUUUAUGGGUUGCUGAAUCUUUUGCAACAAAAGGUGCUGUAAUAAAAGGAAUGCGACGUCAUGCUAGAGCAAGAGCUGGAAUAGUACAUUAUAGACAUACUCAUUACUUUGUACGUUUAGAAGAAGGAAAACCACCAAAACAUUAUUACUUACCAGCACCUAAAAGUGGUGAAGAAUUAUUGAAAGAAUGGAUGGAACAAAUGCAUCGCCGCAAAAUAUAUAAUUCCUUAUAAUAUGUAUAUAAAUAUAUGUAAAUAAAUGAUUCGUCUUUUUUCUGAAGUUA